CUCCUCCCUCAAGGGAGGGCAGAAGCGGGGCUCAAAAUGGCGGCCGGCCGCUACCGGCGUUUUCUUAAACUCUGUGAGGAAUGGCCAGUGGACGACACCAAACGGGGCCGAGACUUGGGCGCUUACCUUCGGCAGCGGGUAGCACAGGCCUUUCGGGAGGGAGAAAACACCCAGAUUGCAGAGCCUGAGGCCUGCGAGCAGAUGUACCAGAGUUUAGCACGAAUCCAUUCAAACUAUUACAAACACAAGUACCCUCGCCCCAGAGACACCAGCUUCAGUGGCCUGUCGUUGGAGGAGUACAAACUGAUUCUUUCCACAGACACCCUGGGAGAGUUCAAGGAAAUGAAUAAAGGCAUGUGGAAGAAACUACAGGAGAAGUUCGCCCCCAGGAGUCCUGAGGAGAAGCACAAGGCCUGGGCGCAGGUUUUAUCUCGCCAGCGAACCUAAGCACGGAGUCUUGUACGUUGUCAUCAUAAAUAAAACUGCCCUGGUUCCCCUCA
Artibeus jamaicensis (Jamaican fruit-eating bat) is the source of this 500-nucleotide messenger RNA. RefSeq names its product ubiquinol-cytochrome-c reductase complex assembly factor 2. Lineage: Eukaryota; Metazoa; Chordata; Mammalia; Chiroptera; Phyllostomidae. The transcript has 4 exons. Bases 37 to 447 code for a protein of 136 amino acids. Gene Ontology annotation, biological process: mitochondrial respiratory chain complex III assembly. The record is from RefSeq and is a predicted model, not a curated record. Gene Ontology annotation, cellular component: mitochondrial matrix.